AUGGAUUUCUUAACGGAUUUUCCAAGGACUCGGGUAGAAUUUGAUGCGGUUUGGGUGAAUCAAGUGUGUUGGGGAGCAAAAUUAAUAGCUGAAACCACUGAGCAAAUCAAGCAAAUUCGAGCUAGGAUUCUAACUGCGCAAAGCCGACAAAAGAGUUAUGUGGAUCAGAGAAGAAAACCUUUAGAGUUUGAAGAAGGAAAUCAUAUAUUCUUGAAGGUUACUCCAAUAAUUGGGAUUGAAAGAGCAAUCAAAGUAAAAAAGUUGAGCUCGAGAUACAUUGGAUCGUUUGAGGUGUUGAGGCGAAUCGAGCUGGUAGCUUAUCAUGUGGCCUUACCGCCACAUCUUUCUAACCUACUUGACGUAUUUCAUGUGUCACAACUCCGUAAGUGUACACCGGAUGCGUCUCAUGUGUUAGAGCCCGAACCGAUUCAGUUGAAAGAGAACCUGACAUUUCAAGUCACACCAGUAUGA
This is a messenger RNA of Arachis stenosperma, 471 nucleotides long. RefSeq lists its product as uncharacterized. Bases 1 to 471 code for a protein of 156 amino acids. The record is from RefSeq and is a predicted model, not a curated record. Lineage: Eukaryota; Viridiplantae; Streptophyta; Magnoliopsida; Fabales; Fabaceae. The transcript has a single exon.